AUGUCGGAGGACACCAACAAAACAACACAGGCCCUGGACACUGGUUUUCUCCGAUCCAGGAGGGGACUUGUGAAAGGAGCAGAGAUGGUGACUCUAUUUGUUGCAUUCGUGUGUUUUGCUGUGGUGUCGGCUCCAAAGUACAUCACAGCCACCGUGUUGGAGCUUCUGUUGACGUCCCUCCUGCUGCUGCUGUACCUCCUGAAGCUCAACAAGAGACUCACCUUCUUCUUUUGGCCCCUCGUUGAUGUUUUCAACUCGGUCUUUGCAGCCGUUUACCUGACUGUGCUGAGCCUGGUGGCUCUGACGUCAUACAGCUUCACAGGCAUGCUGGCUGGAGGGAUCGUGAGUCUCCUGUCCGUCGGGCUGCUGUUAGUGGACAGCUACUUGCUCUUCAAGAACAUCACAUUCAACAAACCAAGAGAUGAAACGCAAAACAAAAUGCAAAACGAAAUAAAAAAUUAA
Messenger RNA from Nematolebias whitei (Rio pearlfish), 462 nucleotides. RefSeq names its product chemokine-like factor. Lineage: Eukaryota; Metazoa; Chordata; Actinopteri; Cyprinodontiformes; Rivulidae. Gene Ontology annotation, cellular component: membrane. The transcript has 4 exons. Bases 1 to 462 code for a protein of 153 amino acids. The record is from RefSeq and is a predicted model, not a curated record.